Lathyrus sativus (Indian pea) is the source of this 168-nucleotide messenger RNA. The record is from the annotation of a GenBank genome assembly. Lineage: Eukaryota; Viridiplantae; Streptophyta; Magnoliopsida; Fabales; Fabaceae.
AUGGUGGUUCAUAGAAUAGAACUAUGCAUAUCUAUGGUUAGAAUGGCCAUAGAGUUUGUUAUGGCAGUUGCAGAAACGGUUGUAAUUGUUCAAGAAAGAAACACCGACCAUUUUGUUCCAUUCAACCGCGGAAGUACUCCUCUUCCUUUUCACGGUUACCUUCGUUGA